AUGGCCACUACCGAGGUCUCGACGCUGCCGCCCAGCGCUAAUGUGAUCAAGUUGAGCGAUCGCGACUUGCUCGACUACCGAGCGGUGCAAAGGACGUUCGAUGGAGCCUACGCUAGGACAGCGCUGGGUCAGCUCUGCUAUGCCACGGUGAUUCUUCGUCUCUUUCAGCCUAAGUUCUUCUACAUCGGUCUCGUGUAUGCGGUUCUCGGCAUGCUCUUCAUUCCUGUCGCGAUCUUUCGCUAUCGGAUGGCGGUCAACAACGCCCAUCGGCUGCUGGCGAUGCAAGAGGUUCAGCCUCAGGAAACCUCGAACUCGAUACCCGAUCCGAGUCCAUCGAAUGCCGAAGCAGCAUCAGAGGCGCAGCGGAGCUCGCAACGUAGGAACACAGCUUCGAGCGCUAGUCCAGAGCCAACACAGCCCGUUCGGACUGUGCUGCGCGAGAGCUUUGUGACGGCAGGUUCGGUGGUUGCGGCGGCAACAGCGCUGGUUGGCCUUGCCGAGAUCGCGCUGCUGGUGCUCAUUCUUCGUGUCUAG
This is a messenger RNA of Pseudozyma hubeiensis SY62, 534 nucleotides long. RefSeq lists its product as hypothetical. The record is from RefSeq and is a predicted model, not a curated record. The transcript is spliced from 2 exons. The coding region runs from base 1 to 534 and encodes 177 amino acids. NCBI's taxonomy places the organism in Eukaryota, Fungi, Basidiomycota, Ustilaginomycetes, Ustilaginales, Ustilaginaceae.